Harmonia axyridis is the source of this 3402-nucleotide messenger RNA. RefSeq names its product mediator of RNA polymerase II transcription subunit 25 (gene MED25). Gene Ontology annotation, biological process: positive regulation of transcription by RNA polymerase II. Gene Ontology annotation, cellular component: transcription regulator complex; mediator complex. The coding region runs from base 193 to 2910 and encodes 905 amino acids. NCBI's taxonomy places the organism in Eukaryota, Metazoa, Arthropoda, Insecta, Coleoptera, Coccinellidae. The record is from RefSeq and is a predicted model, not a curated record. The transcript has 15 exons.
UGUGACUUCAAAUGAAACUUCGAGGAGGCUGACACUGAAAUUGAUAAUUCUUUUAAAUUUUAACCCCCUAUUAUAACUAUUAGGUUGUUUUGUUUUCAUUCAAAUAAGUCCAAUUUUUUCUUGUUGAGUCUUGAACAUGUUACAGUAAUUGUAUUUUAAAUAAUAAUGCGCAAUUGACUUGAACAUUUCAUAAUGGUUGUUUGUGGUGGAGCAGAUCAUAAUUUGCAAGCUGAUGUUAUAUUUGUUAUUGAAUCUACAGCUGUAAAUGGAGCAUAUAUAAAUGAUUUGAAAACUAAUUACAUUAUUCCCGCUUUGGAAUAUUUUGGCCAAGGGAAUCUUGAUGAAAAUAAUUACUUAUCUGAGAGUUUGAACUCUUUUUAUGGCAUUGUACUGUAUCAAGCAGCUGAUUGUCUUCCACGUCUGUGUACAGAUACUAUUGGUCCUUUCACUAGUCCAGGAAAAGUUGUUUCAGCAAUAGACAGAUUAGAAUUGUAUGGAGGAAAAGGAGAAUCUCAUGCAAAUAUUGCUGAAGGCCUUGCAACAGCACUUCAGUGCUUUGAAGAGCUUCAAACAAAAAGAGAUGCUGCAGUUAAUGUUCAAAAACAUUGUUUAUUGAUAUGUAAUUCACCUCCUUACCUUAUGCCAGUGAUGGAAACUCAGUCUUAUGCUGGAAAAACUGCAGAACAGUUGGCUGCUAUCCUCUUGGAAAAUAACAUAAAUCUAUCCAUUAUUUCUCCUCGAAAAAUUCCUUCACUUUAUAAGUUGUUUGAAAAGGCUGGGGGAGAUUUAUCAACAUCUCAAAGUAAGAAUUAUGCUAAAGAUGUUAGGCACUUGGUACUACUUAAGGGUUUCAGUUUGAAAGAGAGGCCAAUAAGCCCACCACCUGGUAGUGUAACUCCUCAACAAAAUCAAUUGUCGAGUGCAACAUUACCUAUGACAUCUUUACCAAGUCCACUAGCUGGCAACGAUAGCCCUAUACAAGGAGGUAGUCAAACUACCCAAAAUCUACUUGGGGCAAAUUCAAAUCCUGUUGUCCAGCCUGGAGUUGGGCAGACUCCUGUGUACAGGCCUCCAAAUGCUGGAUUGACUUCUCUGCCUCAACAUUCCCAAUCUCUCGUUCCUCCAGGUAUGGUUGGUAUAGUAAACACUAGAGGUCCAAUGAUGCCUGGAAUGGUACCGAACGUCAUAACAGGAAACUCAGGUUAUAACCCUCAUGGUCAAGGAAUAAACGCCCAAAGACCAAGAUGGGGUAUGCCUCCGCAAGCAGGUCCUCAAAGACCAUAUAUGGCAACCAAUCCAUCGAACCAACAGGCGCAAAAUAGUGCACUUUUAACUCAACUUAAUACUCCACCGUCUUCUAUGCCAUCAAACAGUGGAUACAUACAGAUUAAUAGUAAUUCACCACUGGGCCAGCAACAGGCACAACAGCAGCAACAGCAACACAUUAAAGUGGGUAUUAAUAUUCCUAAUCAGAUGCAAAAUCCCAUGGCCCCAAAUCAAAAUCCCAUGCAAGGCGUAACGUCUCAGGUUUCGCAGCCAAAUCAAGUUGCAGUAACUUCACAAGCUCAGAAUCCAGGUCAGCCUGGACAACAGCAGGUGGGACAGAUGCAGUCUUCCAGAGAAAGACAUACCAUCUGGCAAGGUCUCCUGGAAUGGAUAGAGAAACCUAAGAAUGCCCCAGAACAACAGAAAAUAACGAAACAUGUGCCGUGCCAAGUGUCUGCUAAUUCGAAGGAUGGGGAGCCAGAACUUAAAGCGGAUGGAUGGCCUGGUAAAUUAAUUAUGCAGUUAAUGCCGAAGCAACUGAUUGGAAAUAUUGGAGGGGCGUAUCUUAAAAACUCGAAAUCUGUUCUCUUUCACCCGCAGCCAUGUGAAGCUCUCGAGUCUCUCACUAAAGUGAUGAGUUCUGGAUUUGCCGGGUGUGUUCAUUUCACCAGCAUUGCAAAUCCAGCAUGUGAUAUCAAAGUUCUUAUUCUACUGUAUACGGUUGAGAAGAGGGCGUAUUUGGGUUUUAUCCCCAAUGAUCAAACUGCUUUUGUAGAUCGUCUGCGAAAAGUUAUCCAGCACCAGAAGUCGAAUCAACAGGUUCUGAGACAAACUCAGGGUGCUGGGGCAGCGGGCCUUAAUCCUCAAACUGGUAGCCCUUUGCCUAUGGGAGGAGCUCCCAAUCCUAUGAUCGCAAACCCCACUACUUCCCAACCUGCCCAAGGGAUGAUGAUACAAACAAACCCAAUAGCAAUGGGGGGAGGACAAAUCACUCAGAAUGUUGUUUCGUCAUCUGGUCAGCCCGUUUCAUUCAAAGGAGUUUUAGGACAAAAUGUUCCUGGUGGUGGAAUGCAACCUAGGAUUGGACUUUCUAAUAUUCAACAAGGAAUGAAUUCUUCACCCCAACCUGGUUCGGGUAAUAGCAUGUCUCCUGGUUUGAUGGGCCAGAGAGCAGCAUGUGAAAAUCAGCUACAGGCCGAACGACAGCACAAUCUGGAGAAGAUAAAUCAACUCAAACAAACUUUGGAAGCCGCUCAACAGCAGGAACAACAGUAUAAGAGCCAGCUGGAGAGGAUCAGUCAUAUGAAGACAACACAGCUGCAAGAGGCGUUGCAGGCUGCUCAGCAAACGGAAAUGCAUUACAAAAUGUUAGAUCAACAAAGAAUGGCAAAUCAAGUUAAUCAACAAGCAGCAAAUACACAGCAGCAAAAUCAACAGAGGAUGAUGAGGCCUGUUAUGUCGAACAAUCCUGGGUUGAGGCAUUUAUUACAACAGCAACCUCAAUAUAGACAACAGCAAAUAAUUGGCAUUCAACAACAGAUGGGAAAUAGUGGACCAAGGCCCCCCCAAAUGGGGCAACAGAUGCCUAAUCCAGGGUCUGCGCAAAAUACUUUUGACGAUGUACCAAAUUUCGAUUUUAUGUAAAUUAUUUUAAUAAUUUUAUUUCUGUGUAAGGAAUUGAGAUGUCGAUAUUAUUGCAGAAUGGUUGACAAUUAGUUCAGAGGAAGAUUAUUCUAAUUUUCAGUGAAUAAAAAUCAAAUAAAACAUUGAAAAUAGAGCAACAUUGAUUAAAUAUAUUAAUGAUAAUUAUUGAUUAUUAUAAUAAUAAUUUAAUACAAUUAUCUGAUAUAUAACAACUGAUCGAGUAGGUGCCUGUUUUUAUUUAUUUUUUUUAUAAUUAUUUGUACAAAUUGUUAAGGACUGAAUAUGUGAGAAUAAUCUUUUUCAACAUGUACUAGUUUUUAUAUAACAAAAGGUAUUUCUUGAUAUUCAUAUACAUAAAAUAUGGUUAUGUGGCAAUAUUCUAAGACAGUGUCUAGAAAAUAAGGCAAUUGUUUUUGUAAUUUAUUGAAUUUUAAUUUCAUGUCUUACCAUUUUGAAGAUCUUGACAAUGAAAAUAAAGAUUAUAGAAAUCAA